Molecule: messenger RNA, 1935 nt
Organism: Drosophila santomea
Lineage: Eukaryota; Metazoa; Arthropoda; Insecta; Diptera; Drosophilidae
Product: organic cation transporter protein
Exons: 4
Coding region: 220-1890 (556 amino acids)
Biological process (GO): transmembrane transport
Cellular component (GO): membrane
Molecular function (GO): transmembrane transporter activity
Source: RefSeq, a predicted model, not a curated record
UCCGUGUCGGUAGAACACACAAAUCCGGAACGGGUUUCGCCUGCGUUCAGUAACCCCAGACCCUUGAAAUCGUUUGGCUUGGGACUAAUAAACCGAUUUCGAGAACCAGCUGGCGAUUGGUUGACUUCUCCAUAAAUGUGGGAUUCCUCAGAUAUGCGCUUAUCACAGCACUGCGAACGCCGCUAAAGUUGGGCACCGCUGAAUUCUGAUAACGGCAGCAUGGAUUUCGAGGAGAUUCUGGCCAAGUGCGGCAACAGCAGUCGUUAUCAGUUCGUACUGCUGGCGCUUUAUGGCUACCUGAUGGUCGUCGUGUCGAUGCACUAUUUCUCGCAAAACGUCAUCAGUUUUGUGCCCGAUCACUGGUGCUAUCACGAGCAGCUGGAGAACCGCACUUUCGCUGAAAUCGAGCAGAUAUAUUCGCAGUUCGAGAAACCCUCGUGCACGCGACUGGAGAAGAUUGAUGAGCAUGGGCAGAACCACACGCUCAGUACCGAGCGCUGCAAUCGCUGGAUCUAUAAGUACGACUUUGGGUACAAAAGUAUGAACACAGAGCUAAACUGGGUCUGCGAUGAGGCAUAUAAAGCACGAGUGGGUCAGUCGCUUUUCUUUGUGGGCUCGGUGUGCGGAACUCUGGCUUUUGGCCUGCUUGGCGAUCGAAUAGGGCGCAUUAGGGCCUUGAUUUUGGCCAACUGGUGUGGCUUCUUGGGUGAUUUCUCAACCAUAUUCGCCGACAGCCUCACUUCGUUCUCGGUCAGCCGUUUCAUAUCAGGACUGGCGGCCGAUGCCAACUCCUAUCUCAUGUAUAUACUGAUUCUCGAAUACGUUUCACCCUCUUUGAGAAAUGUGGGCCUGAAUACAGUUUUGGGCAGCUUCUACUGUCUUGGUCUGAUCGGAGCCUGCUGGCUAGCUGUUUGGGUGGGCCACUGGCGCACCUUCCUGGCCUGCUCCUCGGUUCCACUGCUGCUGGUUACCCUGUUCUACUUCCUCGUCCAGGAGAGCGCACAGUGGCUGGUCACGCGAAACGAUGUGGAUGGGGCCAUUAGGCGAUUGGAGCGCGUGGCCAAGAUCAAUCGCCGCCAGGUGGCCGCCAAGGACUUUAAGGACUUUCGCAGCUACUGUGAGCAGCACUAUCGCAAGGAUAACGACAAGGAGGAGCACGCCAAGUUGCUGGACAUGCUGAAAACACCACGCAUGCGCAGCACAGCAUUCAAGCUGCUUCUCAUUUUCAUAAUCAUCGUUCCCUGCUACAACACCAUCGCUCGCAAUGUAGAGGGCCUAGGCAUUUCGCCCUUCAUCAUGUUUUCCCUCAACGCGCUGACCCUGCCGCCCUCGGGUUAUCUACAGGGUCUGCUCCAGGAUCGGAUGGGACGCAAGGCCACCUCGGUCGGUUGGAUGACCAUAACGGGAAUAUUUGCGGUCGCCGCUGGUCUGGUGAUAUCACAAGGAAGCAAUCGGAAUGUAGUGCUGCUGGUGGGUCUAACUAUGGCGGCCAGAUUCGGAGUCUCCAUUGCCGAUGGUGCCAGUUCGCAGUUCUCAACGGAACUAAUACCCACCAGCGUGCGGGGCAGGGGCGUGGCAGUGGUGCAUGUGGCCGGAUUCGCCGCCUCCUUCCUCUCUCCGUAUAUCCUUCACCUGGGCACCUACUUCAGGCCAGCUCCCUCGAUCAUUUUGGGCCUACUCUUCAUGUGCGGAGCAUAUGUGUGCCUGCUGCUGCCAGAGACUCGCAAUAAGAAACUGCCAAUGUCCUUGGCCGAAGGAGAGGAGUUCGGGCGUGGAGAGGGCGUAUUUGAUUUUCUUCGCCAAAUGCUUAAGAAGGAAGGCAGUAAAUCCGAGGUUGAAAUGGGUCCCACGAUUGUGGAGGAGGACACUCUGAUCAAUAAGCCCAAAUAAUUUAGCAGUAAGUGCUGUUGUUGUAUAAAAUAGAAGUAAUACAAA